Molecule: messenger RNA, 847 nt
Organism: Fopius arisanus
Lineage: Eukaryota; Metazoa; Arthropoda; Insecta; Hymenoptera; Braconidae
Gene: Cisd2
Product: CDGSH iron sulfur domain 2
Exons: 5
Coding region: 148-549 (133 amino acids)
Biological process (GO): regulation of autophagy
Cellular component (GO): intracellular membrane-bounded organelle; mitochondrial outer membrane
Molecular function (GO): 2 iron, 2 sulfur cluster binding
Source: RefSeq, a predicted model, not a curated record
AACGUUUCACUCAUUUUAAUUCACGUCGAUUGAUUUUUUCGGUUAACUCUUUGAGCCUGCGUCCCUGAUUUUUUUUACUUUUGCUAUUGACAAUUUGGAUAGCGCCGAGUUUGUCUUGAUCAUAGCAGUAGUUUACAGUGGAAAAACAUGGAGCCCAUCUCGCACCUCGUCAAAGUAUCUCUCCCAAAUUAUUUGGCUGGAUUACCAAUACCAGACUCGAUAGGAGGAUGGUUCAAGCUUGGAGUGCGAGAUUGGAUCUCCCUCAUCCCUCCGACUGCUAUGGUCGCAGGAAUUGGGUAUAUGGCCUAUCAAACCUGGUGCCCUCAGGCAAAAGCUACAAUGGCUAUAAGAGCGAAAGUCAAUCACAAAAUUAAAAAGGACGUUGCCAAGGUUGUUGAUAUGGUCGAUGUUGAAGAUAUAACGGAGAAGACGGUCUUCUGUCGCUGUUGGAGGAGUGAAAAUUGGCCUUACUGCGACGGUGCCCAUGGUCGUCACAACGAGGCCUCCUGCGACAACGUCGGUCCCCUCGUCGUCACAAAGAAGAAGUAAAUGUAAGCAAAUAAAGCAUUUAAAACACCACAAGAGGAAAUUCAUUAAUUAGUAAAAAUCUAAAUGUAACAUUUGCAGCUAUUAUGCCUAAGGCCAUUCUUUUUUUUUAUCAAAGUUUAUCAGCUGUUUGUACAACUUUACAUGUCUCGGCGGCAAUUUCCUUUUACAUAUUUCCUUUUCAAGCGUCAAUCGCUGCAUGUAAAUACUCUAAAUCAAUUUGUUAUUAACUUAUGUGGUAUGCAGGGUCUGAGGAUUAUUCAUUAAACAAUAAAUUCAAUGUUACCAUUGUAAAAUCAUA